This is a messenger RNA of Rhinichthys klamathensis goyatoka, 1928 nucleotides long. Its product is annotated as major histocompatibility complex class I-related gene protein. Gene Ontology annotation, cellular component: external side of plasma membrane. Gene Ontology annotation, biological process: immune response. The record is from RefSeq and is a predicted model, not a curated record. The coding region runs from base 108 to 1145 and encodes 345 amino acids. Lineage: Eukaryota; Metazoa; Chordata; Actinopteri; Cypriniformes; Leuciscidae. The transcript is spliced from 7 exons.
GGCACAUUUCACCAGUUUACAGGAGACUACUGAGACGUCUAGAACAAAUAUUCAGUCAUUUCUCUAGAACGAUUCUUACUGACGAAACUGUUUCUCAGGCGACAGCAAUGAUGCGAUCUGUUGUGCUUUUGCUCCUCGGAGCUCAUCUUGCCUAUGCUGGAACACACUCUCUGAAAUACUUCUACACUGCUGUGUCUGGAGACAUUGACUUCCCAGAGUUCACUACUGUUGGUCUGGUGGAUGAAGGGCCGUUUAUGUACUUUGAUAGCAAUGCAAUGAAAGCUGUGCCGAAGACAGAGUGGAUGAGACAGAGUGUGGGAGCAGAUUACUGGGACAGUGAGACUCAGACCAGCAUUGGCAACCAUCAGAACUUCAAAAACAACAUCCAGAUCGCAAAGGAACGCUUUAACCAGUCAAAGGGUGUGCACACAUAUCAGCAAAUGUACGGCUGUGAGUGGGAUGAUCAGACUGGAGCAAAAGAUGCGUUCCUGCAGUAUGGAUAUCAUGGAGAGGACUUUGUGUCUCUGGAUUUUAAGGAGAUGAGAUUUAUUUCCCCAGUGCAGCAAGCAUCCAUCUCUGUACAGAAGUGGAACAAUGACAGAGGCAAAAUUGAGGGUCACAGAAAUUACUUCAGCACUGUGUGCAUUGAGUGGCUGCAGAAGUAUGUUGAUUAUGGAAAGAGCAGCCUGCAAAGAAAAGUCUCUCCUCAGGUGUCUCUGCUGCAGAAGUCUUCCUCUUCUUCAGUGACGUGUCAUGCUACAGGUUUUUACCCCAGUGGAGUAACAAUCUCCUGGAUGAAAAAUGGACAAGAGCAUCAUGAGGAUGUGGAUGUCGGAGAACUUCUUCCCAAUGAGGACGGAACCUUCCAGAAGACGAGCACCAUCAGAGUUUCACCUGAGGAGUGGAAGAACAACCAGUUCAGAUGUGUGGUGGAGCACCAGGGGGAAACCAAGGAAGAGGAGGAGAUCAGGACUAAUGGGGGAGAUUCUCUUCCCAUCAUGCCGAUUGUUGCUGUUCUUAUUGCUGUCGUCCUGUUGAUCGCCAUUGGUGCCAUUGGGUUUGUGGUGUAUAAGAAGAAACAAGGCUUUAAACCUGUCAGCGGUUCUGAUGACGGUUCUAACAGCUCAGCUCAUCCACAAGCAUAAAGACGUAUGUGUUCUCAUUCAUCAGUGCCACUGUCUCAGUCCUGCGAAAUGAAUGAAAUGUAACAUGUUUCUUCUGGCAUUUUAGGAGACUGGACGUGUGCGAGAAUCAAGUUGAGAAAAUGAUGCUUGUUGUGAUGCCCAUCUUGCUUACCAAAAUGCACAUAAACACACACACACACACACACACACACACACACACACACACACACACACACACACACACACACACACACACAGAUAAGAUAGAGGGAGAGGGAAUCAUAUUUCUGGGAUUUAUCUAUUUUAUGGUUCUGAAUUAAUUACAUCUAAAAAGUAAUGUUUUUGUUUCUUCACACUUUCUGUUCAUCUUAUGGUUAACUUUUUAAUGUUAUCAUGUAGAAAUACAGCUCAUUGAUUACAGAACCUAAAUUAGAAAAUGUGUGUAUUUCUCUUAGUGACAGAUGAAAACAAAGAACACAAAUCAUUGAUUUGUAGAUUUGAGAAAAUUGAUUUGUAGUUUUGUGACGUCAGGACUGAACAUUAAAAAGAAAUCAGAAAGCUGAAGUGUUUAUAGUUUCCUGGGUAGAGCAGCGUCUCAGAUCAUUCUUUAUUUGUUUCUAAAGUGACAUUUUCUGUGAGAUAUAAUAUGAAGUAAAUCAGGGGAAAACUGCUAACUAGUCCUGGAAAAUUGUUUAUCUACUGCAACAUUUAAAUACAUUUAAUUAAACUUUAAAAUGGUAUAGAUCGAAUGAUUUGUGAAAUGUGUCUUUUCUGUCAAUUAAAUUUACCACUAUGUAGAUUUCA